Molecule: messenger RNA, 2594 nt
Organism: Magnolia sinica
Lineage: Eukaryota; Viridiplantae; Streptophyta; Magnoliopsida; Magnoliales; Magnoliaceae
Product: protein KINESIN LIGHT CHAIN-RELATED 2-like
Exons: 3
Coding region: 191-2371 (726 amino acids)
Molecular function (GO): protein binding
Source: RefSeq, a predicted model, not a curated record
CUCUCCUCUCCCAUCCUCGGGUCUUAUAACCCCUAUCUCCGUCUCUGUUUGUGUGUGAAAACUCCACGAAAACCAGACCACCGGACCGUAGAAAAACGCUUCCAAACCCUCUCUAAUGGCGGAUUUUUGAGAUAUUUUAUCAGUUUGAUUCAAACAGCCAGAGCAGUUUCAUUGAUGUGUAGAUAUUAGAAUGCCUGGAUUUGUUAUGGAUGGAGUAAAUGGAGAGGAGGUAGCAAAUGGGUCGAAUUCCAUUGUUGGUAAGGCAAAUUCUUCUGUAAAUAAGUCACCGAGGAGUCCUUUGAGUCCCAAAAGUCCCCAGACUCAGGCUCGUGAACCGCCCAAAGAGGGUUGCAUUGACACAUCCAUUGAACGGCUGUAUGAUAAUGUGUGUGAAAUGCACAGCUCAGGUGAUAGAUCUCCGUCAAGGUUGAGCUUCAGAUCUGAUGUUGAGGAAUCACGAAUUGAUUCAGAGUUGCACCAUCUUGUCGGAGGGGAGAUGAGGGCUGUAGAGAUAAUGGAAGAGGAGGUGGAGGAGGAGAAGAACAAGGAGGAUGUUGGCAAGGAUGUGGCUUCUAAGAAGGAAAAUGGGUCUGCCAACAGGAAGUCGAAGAUGGGGAAGUCCCGGUCUCCUAGAACUGAGACUGUUUCUUCCAUACAGUCCAAGAGACCUUCCCGUUUGCAAUUAAAUGGUGAGGCAUCAGCUAAAUCAAGUCCAAAGAGCAAAAUUUCUCAUGUAAAACCUUCUACGGAGCAACAGAGUACUAAAAGUACAAGGAAACCAACUCCUGGGGUUGUUCCUACAAAGAAACAGAGUUCUACCCUAGGAGCAUCCAAACCAAACAAUGGAACUGAUGAUCUGUCUGAAGCAGGGUUAGACAACCCAGAUUUGGGACCUUUCCUACUUAAGCUUGCAAGGGAUUUGAUUUCUUCAGGGGAAAAUCCUCAGAAAGCUCUAGAAUUCGCUCUUCGUGCGGCAAAAUCCUUUGAGAAAUGUAUGGAUGGAAAACCUAGUUUAGAACUAGUCAUGAGCCUGCAUGUUGUGGCGGCAAUCCAUUGCAGCCUAGGGCAGUAUGAUCAAGCUAUCCCUGUUCUCGAGCAUUCACUUGAGAUUCCCAUCUUGGAAGAAGGCGAAGAGCAUGCCCUUGCUAAAUUCGCUGGGUGUAUGCAAUUGGGUGAUACUUACGCAAUGUUGGGUCAGCUUGAAAAUUCCAUAGAGUGCUAUACAGCAGGCCUUGAAAUUCAGAAACAGGUCCUGGGAGAAACGGAUCCACGAGUUGGUGAAACUUGCCGGUAUUUGGCUGAAGCCCAUGUUCAAGCUUUGCAAUUCGACAAGGCUGAGAAGCUGUGCCAGAUGGCUCUUGACAUCCAUAGAGAAAAUGGGGAGCCCGCUUCUCUUGAAGAAGCAGCGGAUAGGAGGCUGAUGGGUCUUAUUUGCGAAACCAAGGGAGAUCACGAAGAAGCCCUUGAGCACCUUGUAUUAGCUAGCAUGUCCAUGGUAUCUAAUGGCCAGGAAACUGAGGUGGCUUCCGUUGAUUGCAGCAUUGGAGACACCUAUUUGUCUUUGGCUCGGUAUGACGAGGCUGUUUUUGCAUAUCAAAAGGCGCUUACUGUGUUCAAGACUUCCAAAGGAGAGAAUCAUCCAGCCGUUGCUUCGGUUUUUGUUCGUCUUGCCGAUUUAUAUAACAAGACUGGAAAACUGAGGGAAUCAAAGUCUUACUGUGAGAGUGCUCUUCGGAUUUACGGGAAGCCUGUUCAGGGAACCCCACCAGAGGAAAUUGCUAGCGGUCUCACUGACAUUUCUGCAAUCUACGAAUCUAUGAACGAGCCUGAGCAAGCACUCAAGUUGCUCCAAAGGGCUUUGAAGAUUUAUGAUGAUGCCCCAGGCCAGCAAAGCACGAUUGCUGGAAUCGAGGCGCAGAUGGGGGCGAUGUAUUAUAUGACUGGGAACUAUUCCGAGUCUUAUGCUUCCUUUAAGAAUGCCAUCGUGAAGCUUCGGGCCAGCGGUGAGAAAAAAUCUGCUUUCUUUGGCAUUGCUUUGAACCAAAUGGGGCUGACAUGUGUGCAGCGAUACGCGAUAAAUGAGGCUGCCGAGCUAUUCGAAGAAGCCAGGAAUAUUUUGGAACAAGAAUACGGGCCAUAUCAUCCGGACACGCUCGGAGUAUAUAGCAAUCUUGCAGGGACUUAUGAUGCAAUGGGCAGGUUGAAUGAUGCAAUAGAUAUUCUGGAGUAUGUGGUGAGGAUCAGGGAAGAGAAGCUUGGGACGGCCAACCCGGACGUGGACGACGAGAAGAGGAGGUUGGGUGAGUUGUUGAAGGAAGCUGGCAGGGUCAGGACCAGGAAAGCCAAAUCUUUGGAAACUCUCAUGUUAUGAAGAAACUAGAAAGCUGCCAUUAAGGUAUGAUGAUGAUGAUGCAUAGAGGCAUACAUGCAUGCAUGUAAAUUAGGAUAUUUAAAAGAUGUGUUGUGGUUAUCUUGAUUAGGUUGGAAUAUUGAUUAUUAUUAUUAAUUAUUAUACUAUUAUAUAUUUGUAUAUUUUUAGUGAUUAUUGUGUUUGGUUCUCUAUUGUUUAUGGGAUUAGUGAAAAUCCUUUUCCA